AUGAGACCUGUUCCGGUGUCGCCCACUUCCGCUUCGGCGCCGCCGUGUUCGUCUUCGUCUACCUCUGCCACUGCUGCCGCUACGUUCACCUCCUACCGGACACCGUCGUCGUUGAACCCGGACGGUAAAGUGAAGAAAGUGGCUUUGUCGCGCCGCGAGCGACAGCAGACCAGGGAAACGUUGAACAAACUGAAGGAACUUGUGCCAACGGUGCCGAAGGAUCAGGCUUUGUCAAGCGUCGAGCUGCUGCAGCACGUCAUCGACUACAUAUUCGACCUGCAGACCGAACUGAGGCAACCGGCCGACACCGCCGACGAGCCUUUUUUGUACAACGGCGAGGAGGACCAAAUCGAGCACUCUGAGGACGACACGGUCAACGUCUCCGAACUUCUGCUGCAGUGCAUGCUGAACACCGGAGAUGGCAACAACACGCCUGACCAAUGGAGAUGCAUUACAGAAUUCAACGUUAGCGUCACCGGCAUGAAGCUUGGCAACGACCAUAGUACGGUGUCUCUUUACAUCCACUUCUCCUCGCCAAUUGUGCUGUGGCAUUUCCUGUGCGUGUGUGCCGAAAUGCAGUUGUGUUGGAUGAUGGACAGCAGUAAGGAAGAAACAUCCCCGGCCCAGGCUGCUGCAGCUGCCGCCGCCGCCGCUACAAGUCCCCUUCCCCCAGGCUCGUCGCCCUGUUACGAAUGGGUCAGCAUUCUGGCGAAGCUGCAACAAUUGGUGCCCUCCCUCCGCAAAAUCUACGUGGCCUCCGAGGUGGAAUUCUUGCAGCACGUUAUUGACUACAUCAACGACUUGCAGUCGCAGUUGAAUGAAUCCGAAUGGUCCUCGGACUCGUCGUCAGAUAUCUACGAACCUUGA
Messenger RNA from Soboliphyme baturini, 867 nucleotides. Lineage: Eukaryota; Metazoa; Nematoda; Enoplea; Dioctophymatida; Soboliphymatidae. The record is from the annotation of a GenBank genome assembly.